AUGACAGAAUCCUCUCGACCCCAUGUCCUUGUCAUCGGCGCAGGCAUAGUCGGCGCCUCAAUCGCAUGGCACUUAUCGAAGGUCACGAAGGUCACCAUUAUCGCCGAAGAUAUCGGUGGGCCAGCCAGCGCAGCUUCCUUCGCUUGGUUAAACGCGAGUUCAGCCACCGAUAAGUCCUAUCACGACUUCCGUGUCCGGUCCUUGAAGCGAUGGAAGGAAAUUGAGAGUGAACUUCCUGGUCUGCCUGUUACGUGGAAUGGGUCCGUUAAUUGGCAUAAGCCGUUUGGAGUUUUGAUGGAUAAAGAGACUACUUUAACAGGCUGGGGCUAUCGUGUCAUGCGUAUGACGGGGGAUGAAAUUGGUUCCAAAGAGCCUGGGAUCAAGGGUGAAAGUCUCCCGGAAUGGGGAUUUUACUAUACUGAUGAGGGUGCUAUUGAAGCUCAUGUCGCGGCCCAGCAGAUGGUCGCCGACGCAAAAGAUAAGGGCAACGCGAAAGUGGUCAAGGCUAGCGCAAAAGCACUUGUCAAGACUGAUGGCCGUAUCACUGGAGUAAUCCUUGAUUCCGGGGAGGAAGUUCACGGCGGUCAUGUCGUCGUUGCAGCAGGUCUCGGCACAAUCCCUCUGCUUGCGACAGAAGGCAUCGCCAUCCCGAUCCGCUCCGUGCCAGCCUUGAUCGUCAACUCCAAACCCGUUGAUAAUCAAGUACUUAACAGUCUCGUCAACUCAAAGUAUCUGUACAUGCGGCAGACCAAGGACGGCGUCAUCCGAGCGGGCUGCGAAAACCCAGGUGACGACCCUGGCGAUGAUCCGGAGAAAACAGCACAAGAGGUGUUCAAAAUACUUCAAAACACUCUGGUUGGGGGCGACAAACUCGAGUUCGACUAUUUUACUGUUGGCAAUAAACCGACGCCUGAAGAUGGUCUUCCGAUUAUUGGGCAAACAGGUCUAGAUAAUGUGAGCGUGGCGGUCAUGCACUCCGGGGUGACGAAUGCGGCUAUUGUUGGGGAGUUGGUCAGUCAACAGAUUCUAACUGGAAAGACGGAUACUGCUAUUGAACAAUUCAGGUUGGAUCGGUUUAUUAGAUGA
Molecule: messenger RNA, 1086 nt
Organism: Fusarium coffeatum
Lineage: Eukaryota; Fungi; Ascomycota; Sordariomycetes; Hypocreales; Nectriaceae
Exons: 1
Coding region: 1-1086 (361 amino acids)
Cellular component (GO): cytoplasm
Molecular function (GO): oxidoreductase activity
Source: RefSeq, a predicted model, not a curated record